Molecule: messenger RNA, 1197 nt
Organism: Closterium sp. Naga37s-1
Lineage: Eukaryota; Viridiplantae; Streptophyta; Zygnematophyceae; Desmidiales; Closteriaceae
Source: the annotation of a GenBank genome assembly
AUGGCCAACCAAGAGGAGGCCAACCAAGAGGAGGCCAACCAAGAGGAGGCCAACCAAGAGGAGGCCAACCAAGAGGAGGCCAACCAAGAGGAGGCCAACCAAGAGGAGGCCAACCAAGAGGAGGCCAACCAAGAGGAGGCCAGCCAAGAGGAGGCCAACCAAGAGGAGGCCAACCAAGAGGAGGCCAACCAAGAGGAGGCCAACCAAGAGGAGGCCAGCCAAGAGGAGGCCAACCAAGAGGAGGCCAACCAAGAGGAGGCCAACCAAGAGGAGGCCAACCAAGAGGAGGCCAACCAAGAGGAGGCCAACCAAGAGGAGGCCAACCAAGAGGAGGCCAACCAAGAGGAGGCCAACCAAGAGGAGGCCAACCAAGAGGAGGCCAACCAAGAGGAGGCCAACCAAGAGGAGGCCAACCAAGAGGAGGCCAACCAAGAGGAGGCCAACCAAGAGGAGGCCAGCCAAGAGGAGGCCAACCAAGAGGAGGCCAACCAAGAGGAGGCCAACCAAGAGGAGGCCAACCAAGAGGAGGCCAACCAAGAGGAGGCCAACCAAGAGGAGGCCAACCAAGAGGAGGCCAACCAAGAGGAGGCCAACCAAGAGGAGGCCAACCAAGAGGAGGCCAACCAAGAGGAGGCCAACCAAGAGGAGGCCAACCAAGAGGAGGCCAACCAAGAGGAGGCCAACCAAGAGGAGGCCAACCAAGAGGAGGCCAGCCAAGAGGAGGCCAACCAAGAGGAGGCCAACCAAGAGGAGGCCAACCAAGAGGAGGCCAACCAAGAGGAGGCCAACCAAGAGGAGGCCAACCAAGAGGAGGCCAACCAAGAGGAGGCCAACCAAGAGGAGGCCAACCAAGAGGAGGCCAACCAAGAGGAGGCCAACCAAGAGGAGGCCAACCAAGAGGAGGCCAACCAAGAGGAGGGCAACCAAGAGGAGGGCAACCAAGAGGAGGGCAACCAAGAGGAGGGCAACCAAGAGGAGGGCAACCAAGAGGAGGGCAACCAAGAGGAGGGCAACCAAGAGGAGGGCAACCAAGAGGAGGGCAACCAAGAGGAGGGCGGAGUAGGAGCACUCACGAGGGGAGCAGAGAAGGUGCCAGUGCAGAGAGCGAAGGAGACGUUGGGGUGGGGCGACUGCAGGGCCCAGGAGGAACGGUGGUCGCUUGGAGGGAAGGGGCGGACCUUAAGUGCCGUGGCCUGA